Molecule: messenger RNA, 1514 nt
Organism: Melanotaenia boesemani (Boeseman's rainbowfish)
Lineage: Eukaryota; Metazoa; Chordata; Actinopteri; Atheriniformes; Melanotaeniidae
Gene: chlsn
Exons: 6
Coding region: 102-824 (240 amino acids)
Source: RefSeq, a predicted model, not a curated record
UUUUGUCCAAUCACGUUUAACGUGACCACUGUACUUCCUAGUUGAGAACUCGUGCUUUGCUUCUGGAGGCUUGCACGUUUUCUUUGUACUUAAGUAAGGCGAUGAAGAAGUCUGUGAAAUCUGAAUCAAAUCUUCCUAAAAGGAAGAAGCUGAGCUCAAUCGAGAGUCCAAUUCCUGUAGAAGAAAUAAUGGAAAUUAAAUUAAAAAAGAAAAGGAAGCACAUGAAAGUAGAGAAGCCUUCUAUAGCGACAACUACAAAGGGCGAUAAAAAAUGGAAAAAAGACAAGAAACACAAAAAGAAACCUGCAGAUAGCAAACAACAAACAGAGCAAACGAAGAGCCCAGAUCCAUCCAGCUAUCCAGAGAGGAUACAUGAUCCAGAGGAAGAAGGGGACCAAGAAGAAGAACUGAGCCCUGAAGAGAAGCGAGUCCUGGAGAGGAAGAUGAAGAAGAUUUUGAAAAAGGAGGAAAAGAACAGGCUCAAUGUUGAGGGAAAGACAGUUGAGAAAAUUAAAGCAUCUGAGCCCACCGCAUCUCAACAGGCUUUGGAUUACCUCAGAUGCUGGGCUGAAAACCGGUUAAUGUGGAAAUUCCAGAAAACCAGGCAGACAUGGCUACUGCAGCACAUGUUUGACUCUGAAAAGGUUUCAGAGGAAAAUUUUUAUGUGCUGCUGAAGUAUCUGGAAGGGCUUCGUGGAAGUGCGAAGGACACGACCGUGCAGAAAGCCUUAACCCUGGUUGAAGAGUCAGGACAAACACCCGAGGACACAGUUGUUCAGCAGAGGGCGCACAGAGCCAGAGAAGUUAUUCAGCUGUUUUCCUGAGCCAUGACAACUCAAGGACAGUAUGAAAUUACCCAGAAAAAGACUCCUGAUAAGAAGACUGACAGAAAGCUCUGAUAUUGAGGUUGUACCGAAACUUGUUUUUCUGUAAAGAACUUUUGAGUGGUCCAUAUAAUUUUGUCAAAAUCCCCAGUAUGGUUAAAAUGUUUUAAUUAAACUUAAUUUUUGUUCCUUAGGUUUUCAGUAUUGUGUACAUUUAUGCCACUGUCAGAAACAAUAUAAACUCAUACAAGUUAUGUAUUAAGCUUGAGUGUUACUUGUUUCACUACUUUUUCCAUCUCACAUAGGUAAGAAUUUACAAGUUGAUGCCAAGUUGUCAGAAUGGACAGAUAAUUUUAGAGACGUGAAUUUCUCAAGGUGAGGUGGAAAACUGUAGAGUUAAAUCUCAGGAAUGUUUGUAGUCAUGACAUGCUUGUGCACGCCAAGGUCUAUAAUCAGUGAAGUUACUGACAUGAAUAACUUUUUUUUAUUAUUAUCCAUUCAAGAUACAACUUUGAACAAUUUGUCUUCUCUUGAAGCUCAUUGUGUAGCAUUUAUGGAAUGAGUGAGUCUUUAAGAUGGCCUGCUGAGAUCAAUCUCAGGGGUCACACAGUCAGGUGGAUGGUGGAAAGUUGAGCUCAGGUGGCACAAUUUAAACAAAAGUCCUCUAUGUAGGUUAAGACUGGUAACCUG